AUGACACAAAUCUCUCCCACCCAACAUCACAUCGUCUACCUCCAGGGUGAUUUCGUGGAGAUCCUCGACUUCGACCUUCCCGCCCCUCACACCUACACCAAGACCGUCUACCCGCAGACCUCUCCCUCAGAGCUCCACGAGCGCAUCCACGAUGCAUCAGUGAUCGUCCUCUCCGCAUUACGCGUCGACGCCAAUGCCCUCGCUGCCGAGGUCAGCCCGAAUCUCAAGCUGGUGAUGGUCGUGGCGGUGGGCACCGACUGCAUCGACCUGGAGGCGUGUCGCAACCGCGGCAUCGUCGUCUCCUACAUCCCGGGAGCCAACACCGAAUCCGUCUCGGAGCACGCCAUCGCACUGCACCUGGCCGCGCGCCGGAAGAUCCUGGGGAUGAACGCCCUGACGCGCGCCGGCGAAUGGCCGCGGCGGAAGACGCUGAUGUUCGAUUUCCUCGACAAGGCGGGCGCGCCCCCCUUGACUUGUCAGGAGGAGGUGGCGGGCAUUAUCGGCAAUGGGGCCGUUGGCAAGCGAAUCGCUCAUCUCGCCCGCGGCAUGGGGAUGAAAGUGAUCAUCUCCGACCGCAAGCCACUGGGUGGCGGAACGACAUCUACAACUAUCGGCAAGGAUGGGCUCGAACGGGUUCCGUUCGAGACCGUCGUCAGGCAGAGCACGGUCCUCUUCGUGGCGGUGCCCCUCCUGGACUCGACGCGGAAUCUCAUCUCGACGGCCGAGUUCGAGGCCAUGUCGCCCCAUGCGGUGCUGGUCAACGUGUCGCGCGGGGGCGUCAUCGACGAGCCUGCGCUGGUCCGCGCGUUGACGGACGAUCGCAUCUCCGGCGCAGCGACGGAUGUCUUCUUCCAGGAGCCCGCGGGGCCGGACAACUCGCCUUUGCUGGCGGAGGGGACCGAGGGGCUGAAUCUGAUCGUGACGCCGCAUCUGGCGUGGUUGGCCCAGAGGACGAUGGCGAACUACUCGCAGCGGCUGAAGCUGUCGGUGGAGGAGUGGUGCAGGGGGAGGCCUUUGAAUGUGGUUACUUAG
Aspergillus fijiensis CBS 313.89 is the source of this 1032-nucleotide messenger RNA. RefSeq names its product D-isomer specific 2-hydroxyacid dehydrogenase family protein. NCBI's taxonomy places the organism in Eukaryota, Fungi, Ascomycota, Eurotiomycetes, Eurotiales, Aspergillaceae. Gene Ontology annotation, molecular function: oxidoreductase activity, acting on the CH-OH group of donors, NAD or NADP as acceptor; NAD binding. The record is from RefSeq and is a predicted model, not a curated record. The transcript is spliced from 2 exons. The coding region runs from base 1 to 1032 and encodes 343 amino acids.